AUGUGGCUUACCUAUGUUGCGCCAAUGAUUCAAAAUGGUGAGAAAAUUGUUGAAUUACAACAAGCUGAAAUUGAAAAGAAAACUGAGAAGUGGAAGAUGGCAGUUAUUUUGUAUGCGGUUGGAGAUACACCGAGUAUUGGAGCUAUAGAGCGAUUCAUUGCCUCGCAAUGGAACUUUGUCGCUAAGCCGAAAGUGUAUUACCAUAAUGAUGGUUUCUUUGUGGUGAAAUUCAGAAGUGUAGAAGAGAGUAAUGAAGUGCUAUACUCAGGCCCUUGCACAAUCAAUAGUAAAUCGGUAAUUACCAAGGUUUGGACCCCUGAUUUUGAUUUCAAAGAAGAGGGAAUGGAUUCAGUAAGUCGUAUAGGAAGUGGGCUAGGGAAUCCAAUCUAUGUUAAUGAGUGUACAACUAAAGUAAAGAGGAUCUCUUAUGCCAGAAUUCUCGUGGAAAUGGACAUCACUAGGCCAUUGCCUACAAAAAUAAUAGUUAAAGACCUAAAUGGACAGUUCGAGCAAGCAAUUACCUAUGAUUGGAAGCCUGUGUACUGUAGCACCUAUUUACAAUUGGGCCACAUUUGUCAAGCCAAGCCACCACAACAAUAA
Messenger RNA from Nicotiana tabacum (common tobacco), 600 nucleotides. The record is from RefSeq and is a predicted model, not a curated record. NCBI's taxonomy places the organism in Eukaryota, Viridiplantae, Streptophyta, Magnoliopsida, Solanales, Solanaceae.